GUUCAUUCAGUGGGACUCGCGUUCGUGGUCCGGACAAAGGGCGGAGGCCAGCCGGAGCAGGGUCGGAGUUCGGAGGCGAGGAUCGCCGGCAUGGGGGCAGAGAAGAAGUUACUGCAGAUUAAAGAGGCCUUUCAGCUGGCCCAGCUGCCGCACCAGAACCACGCCAAGCUGGUGGCGGCCUUGAACCGAACCUACGGCACAAUAGAAGAUAAAGCAACUUUUUUUAAAGAAUUUGUUCAUUACCUUAAAUAUGCUAUGGUAAUCUAUAAACGAGAACCUGCUGUGGAGCGAGUAAUAGAUUUUGCUGCUAAGUUUGUUACUUCAUUUCACCAAUCUGAGAAAGAUGAUGAUGAAGAAGAUGAAGAAAGUUCUCUUUUAAAUUAUAUGUUUACUUUUCUUCUGGAGUCUCAUGAAGCAAAUAGCAAUGCAGUUAGAUUUAGAGUGUGCCAUCUUAUAAAUAAACUUUUGGGAAGUAUGCCGGAAAAUGCCCAGAUCGAUGAUGAUUUGUUUGAUAAAAUUAAUGAAGCCAUGCUUAUUAGAGUGAAAGAUAAAAUUCCAAAUGUGAGGAUUCAGGCAGUUCUGGCUCUUGCUAGACUUCAGGAUCCCAAGGAUGAUGAUUGUCCUGUAGUUAAUGCAUAUAGUACCUUACUUGAAAAUGAUUCCAAUUCAGAAGUGAGGCGUGCAGUGCUAUCUUGUAUUGCUCCAUCAGCAAAGACUUUGUCAAAAAUUGUUGGACGUACCAGGGAUGUGAAAGAGUCUGUCAGGAAGUUGGCCUAUCAGGUUUUAGCUGAAAAAGUUCAUAUGAGAGCAUUGUCUAUAGCUCAGAGAGUAAAGCUUCUUCAACAAGGACUUAAUGACAGAUCAGAGGCUGUGAAAGAAGUUAUGCAGAAGAAACUUCUUCAGGCUUGGCUACAUUUUACUGAAGGAGAUAUCUUACAGUUUCUUCAUCGACUGGAUGUAGAAAACUGCCCUGAAGUGGCCGACUCAAUUCUGAAGGCCUUGUUUGCCACGAUUCCUCUUAGUGAACUGAUGGAAGUCUGUAAAAACAGUGAUGGCAGGAAAUUGAUCCCUGUGGAAACACUAAACCCUGAAAUUGCUUUGUAUUGGAGAGUUCUUUGUGAAUAUCUGAAAUCUAAAGGAGAUGAAGGGGAAGCUUUCUUAGAACAGAUUUUGCCAGAAGCUGCUAUCUAUGCAGAAUAUCUGCUGAGUUAUAUUCAGAACAUUCCAGUUGUUACUGAAGAAAAAAGAGGAGAUUUUGCCUUUAUUGAAAAUUUGAUGACAAAAGAGUUUAUAGGUCAGCAGUUGAUUCUAAUUAUCAAGUCCUUGGAUACCAAUGAAGAGGGAGGAAGAAAGCAAUUAUUGGCUGUCCUGCAGGAGAUUCUUACCUUACCAACUCUCUCCAUUUCCUUUGUUUCUUCCCUGGUUGAGAGACUGCUUCAUCUCCUUACUGAUGAUAUUAAGAAGACACAGAUUGUUACAGAAAUUAUUUCAGAGAUCCGGGAGCCCAUAGUCACUGCAGACAUUUGUGAAGAUUCUGCUGAAGUAAGAAAAAAAGAGCUCAGACUGGCUGAAGUAAAAGUAAAGCUUAUUGAAGCCAAGGAAGCUUUGGAGGAAUGCAUUACUCUACAGGAUUUUAAUCAUGCAUCCCUGUUAAAAGAGAAAAUAAAAGAACUAGAAGAUACCAAAAUGGAUCUAAUAAAAGAAACAGAACAACUUGAGAUUAAGGAAGUUCACACAGAGAAGAAUGAUCCUGAAACAUUACAGAAAUGUCUUAUUUUGUGCUAUGAACUUCUGAAACAGAUCUCUGUUUCUACAGGCAUAAGUGCAACCAUGAAUGUUAUUGUUGACUCUUUGAUUCUUCCUGGAAUAACAAGUAUUCAUCCUGCAGUGAGAAAUAUGGCUGUUUUGUGCUUAGGCUGUUGUGGUCUGCAGAACCAAGAUUUUGCCAGUAAACAUUUUGCAUUGUUAUUGCAGGUUUUGCAAAUUGAUGAUGUCAUAAUAAAAAUAAGUGCUCUCAAGGCAGUUUUUGACCAGCUAAUGUUGUUUGGGACCGAGCCGUUUAAAUCCAAGAAAGUCAAGGACCUUGAGAGUGGAAGAGAGAUAACUGAAGAUGGCGACCCUGACCAUGAGCUAAAAAUAAAGGCUGUGGAAGAAGAGACUGCGACUGCUAAGAACAUCCUGAAGCUUCUGGCCAGUUUUUUAGACAGUGAGAUUUCUGAGCUCCGGACAACUGCUGCAGAAGGACUAGCCAAAUUGAUGUUCUCUGGACGAUUAGUUAGUAGUCGGCUUCUUUCUCGUCUUGUCUUGUUGUGGUACAAUCCUGUGACUGAAGAAGAUGUUCAACUGCGACAUUGUCUUGGGGUUUUCUUCCCUAUAUUUGCUUAUGCAAGCAGGACUAAUCAGGAGUGCUUUGAAGAAGCUUUCUUCCCAACUCUGAAAACACUGCUUAAUGCGCCUGCGUCUUCUCCUUUAGCUGAAGUAGAUAUUGCUAAUGUAGCUGAAUUACUUGUAGACUUGACAAGACCAAGUGGGUUGAGUCCCCAAGCCAGAAGUUCCCAGGACUACCAGGCUUCAACAGUACAUGAUAAUUUAGCCAUAAAAAUUUGCAAUGAAAUUUUAAUAAAUCCAUGUGCACCAGAAAUCCGCAUUUAUGUUAAAGCCUUGGCUUCUUUAGAACUCAGUAACAAUUCUACAAAAGAACUUACAGUAUUAUUGGAUGAGACUCUUGAGGAAGUAAAAGAUAGGACAAGUUUGAGAGCCUUAGAGAAAAUCAAGAUACAGUUGAGCAAACGAAGCAAUGACCAUGGUUACCAGUUUCCAGGAGCACCGGACACUGAUAGCACUACCAUGGCCAUUAAUCAGAAUGAGGAAGAAAAGAAUAAAGAAAUGUUUCAGACUCCUUUUAUAACCAAAAGUAAAGGUGUUGAGGCACUUAAAACCACUGUAUCCAAGACUAAUAAAGGACGGAGAAAAGUCACAACCACUUCAAAAUCUGUGAAAAGAGGACAUCAAAAUGCUGAGAUGAAUUCUGAAAGUGACCAGGAAGUACCAGAGCCAGUUACAGAGAUGAAGAUGAGACUACCAAGAAGAGCUAAAACAGCAGCUUUGGAAAAAACGAAACUAAAUCUUAUACCUCUUCUUGGUGAAGAUGACAGCUAAGAAAUGAGAAAGAGUAAAAGUUCAAGUAAAAAAAAUAUUAUCAGUGUUCUUUUAAAUUUUUUCACUUUUUUCUAUUUCAAUGGCUUUUUACAUUUUGGGGGCAGAAAAAUGAUUUAAUUGCUUUUAUAUUUGUAUUAAUAAAAUUAUUACUUGUAUUUUUAUACUAACCUAUAACACAUUUUCAUUAUUUUAAUUCUUCAGUCUUCUGUUCUAUACCAACUUCCUUUAGAGUCUUAUUCAUUGUUUGGCUUUAACUUCUUCCU
Messenger RNA from Dromiciops gliroides (monito del monte), 3422 nucleotides. It is a transcript of the gene NCAPG, whose product is annotated as non-SMC condensin I complex subunit G. The coding region runs from base 91 to 3159 and encodes 1022 amino acids. The record is from RefSeq and is a predicted model, not a curated record. The transcript has 21 exons. Gene Ontology annotation, cellular component: condensin complex; cytoplasm; condensed chromosome. Lineage: Eukaryota; Metazoa; Chordata; Mammalia; Microbiotheria; Microbiotheriidae. Gene Ontology annotation, biological process: mitotic chromosome condensation.